Eutrema salsugineum is the source of this 1507-nucleotide messenger RNA. Its product is annotated as probable beta-1,3-galactosyltransferase 12. The record is from RefSeq and is a predicted model, not a curated record. The transcript has 7 exons. Gene Ontology annotation, molecular function: hexosyltransferase activity. The coding region runs from base 146 to 1261 and encodes 371 amino acids. Gene Ontology annotation, cellular component: Golgi membrane. NCBI's taxonomy places the organism in Eukaryota, Viridiplantae, Streptophyta, Magnoliopsida, Brassicales, Brassicaceae.
AAAAGAAGAAAAUAAUUAGAUUCGCAAUCAGAAGCCACACACACUUCACCACCGUCACUAAAGCAAAUACACAGAUCUAAAAAAAACCCUCCCAAUUAAUCGCAAAACCCGAAAUUGCCCUUGCACCAACCUCAGAUUUACGAUAAUGCCACUUUUCUCCCACCGCUUCACCACCGCAUCUUCCUCCUCCUCCACCGCCUCUGCAACUCCUUCCUACUACAGUAAACCCUCGAAGAGCCAUAAACCCAACUCUUCUAUUUCUGCUUCGUCCCGUGUUCAUGUCUCCAUUAUCUUCUUCUCCCUCGUCUCUGUUUUCAUAGGAGUCGCCGGAACUAUCUUCGCAAUCUCUUCCGCCGGAGGUCCUUCUUCUGUUUAUCGAUGCGGCGGAUCUAAAGACACUUCGCGAGUGUCUGCUUCUAGAAAACUGGGUAGAGACGGUGGUAACGGCGGCGUAUUGCCCGGAAGACAAAAGCUUUUAGGUUUCGUCGGGAUCCAGACUAGUUUCGAUUCCGGUGAUCGUCGAGCCGCUUUGAGAAGUACUUGGUUUCCCUCUGACCCUGAUGCUCUUCUAAGGUUGGAACAAGCGACUGGAUUAGCUUUUAGAUUUGUCAUUGGACGGUCAAAAGAUGCUGAGAAGAUGGCUGAACUAGAGAAGGAGAUAAAAAAAUACAGAGAUUUUUUGCUUCUUGAUGUUGAGGAAGAAUAUCUACGACUUCCAUAUAAAACGUUGGCUUUCUUCAAAGCUGCGUAUAAACUCUUUGAAGCUGAUUAUUAUGUCAAAGCCGACGAUGACAUAUAUUUGAGACCAGAUCGGCUUGGGACGCUUCUUGCCAAAGAAAGACUUCAUUCGCAGACAUACAUUGGCUGCAUGAAGAAAGGACCAGUUAUAACUGACCCUAAACUAAAAUGGUACGAGAAACAGGGCAAUUUGAUUGGAAAUGAAUAUUUCUUACAUGCUUAUGGGCCGAUAUAUGUUCUUUCAGCCGAGAUAGUGGCUUCACUUGCAGCAGCUAGGAAUGGCAGCCUGAGGAUGUUUAACAAUGAAGAUGUUAGCAUCGGAUCUUGGAUGCUUGCAAUGGAUGUACAUCAUGAAGACAACCGUGCUUUAUGUGAUCCUCGUUGUUCCCCAAAGUCCAUAGCAGUCUGGGACAUUCCCAAAUGCUCAGGGCUUUGUAACCCGGAGAUUCGGUUAAAGGAGCUUCAUAAGAUGGAAAUGUGCUCCAAGAGUCCGACAUUGCCUUCCGAUGACGUCGAUCAGUAGUUUGUUUCAAGAAUUUGCCUUGAGACAGUUCUACAGAAUAUAUGAUCUCACAAACACUGGAGUUCCAACAUCCUUGGAGCUAUAUAGGGAAAAGAUGACUUCAUAGUUCUUACAUGAUCUGAUCUUUAUAGUUGUUUUUAGAUGUACCACAUAAAUACUCAAGUUUUAUAUAUAGACCGAUACCUGAGAUCCCUUUUUGUAAAAUUAGGUUUAUGAGCCCAGUUUAGACACUGGGUGAUGAUGAUA